UAAAUAGAAAAGGAAAACCCAAUGUGUACUUUGCUGGUAGAACAAAACAACUUGAGUAAACAAAACAAACUAAAUAUAGAAAAGGAAAAUCCACUUCAGAUUGACUCAGGCAACCCAAUUUACCCAUUCGAUUUUACUGCAAUCAUUUGCAGCGCUGAUUUGAAAUGGGCAAAAGGGUACCUGGUUUGAUUGCUCUUUUUGAUGUUGAUGGUACGCUUACAGCUCCUAGAAAGGUGGCAACUCCGAAGAUGUUACAGUUCAUGCAAGAACUUAAGAAGGUUGUUACUGUUGGUGUGGUUGGAGGUUCUGAUCUCGUUAAGAUAUCAGAGCAGCUUGGGAACACAGUUAUAAACGACUAUGAUUAUGUGUUUGUCGAGAAUGGUCUCGUGGCUUACAAGGAUGGAAAUUUAAUUGGAAAACAGAGCUUGAAGUCAUUUCUUGGGGAUGACAAGCUCAAGGAGUUCAUCAACUUCACUCUACAUUACAUUGCUGACCUGGAUAUUCCUAUUAAAAGGGGAACAUUUAUCGAAUUUCGAAGUGGGAUGCUUAAUGUAUCACCAAUUGGAAGAAACUGCAGUCAGGAAGAACGAGACGAGUUUGAAAAGUAUGAUAAGGUAAACAACAUUCGCCUCAAAAUGGUGUCUGUACUCCGGGAGAAGUUUGCACAUUUUAAACUAACAUUCUCUAUUGGUGGACAAAUCAGUUUUGAUGUUUUCCCUCAAGGCUGGGACAAAACAUAUUGCUUGCGGUAUUUGAAUGACUUUCAUGAAAUUCACUUCUUUGGAGAUAAGACAUAUAAGGGAGGAAAUGACUUUGAAAUCUAUGAAUCAGAGAGAACCAAAGGCCACACAGGUCAGCUUAUCUUUCCCCUUUUCUUAGUAAUAAUCGUCAUUUUUAAUAAAUGGACAACAGAAAAUUCGCAUCAAACGGCUAUAAUAAUCUAGUUCUGCUCUAUAAAUGGCCAUCUCUGCAACUGAAAUAAUUUCACACUUUAAAUAAACCAAUAUAUGUUAGUGAGAAAGGGAAAAGGAUUGCUUGCAACCAAAUGGUUAUUAAUAUAUUAUGCAUCUGUUAUGAUGUGAACUUAUGAUCUGCUACUUGCUAUCAUUAUUAUUUCUUCAAUGAUGUAAUCUUAUUAUCUGCCACUUGAAAUCAGUUAUUAGCCCCGAGGACACACUAUAUCAGUGUACGACUCUCUUCCUGAGCUAACAAGAUGAACGUCUAUCGUUUUUCAUCCGUUGGUUUGAAUCGUGCCUUUUGUGAAUCUAUAGACAUAAGGAAUACUUCAUAAUGUGGGUGAUACACACGUUUUUCUCUUCUGCUUGGAAAUUUUAAACCUUUUGUUGUUACUUCUUGUAAUAUUGGCAUUUCUACUAGUUUUGUAAAUUAUACACCAGCCGCAUUUAUACAUUAAUAAAAAGAACAUUUCUAAAAUUUACCAUAACGUUUGCAUAUCUAAAGAACAAUGUACAAAUGGUUUUGAAUAAAUAUUAAAAUUAGUAAAAUUACACAAACUUCUUGAACACUAACAACAAAGGACAUGCAUUAUUAUAAAUGUAUCAAGAACUAAAAGGAAAACCAAAAAAAUAAAAAAAAUAA
This is a messenger RNA of Striga asiatica, 1599 nucleotides long. NCBI's taxonomy places the organism in Eukaryota, Viridiplantae, Streptophyta, Magnoliopsida, Lamiales, Orobanchaceae. The record is from the annotation of a GenBank genome assembly.